AUGUCUCUCAAACUUCUACUUCAGCUAGCAGCUGCAACCGCUGCAGCAGUUGAGGUUACCGCUACAACACAGGCGGACUUCGACUACAUCAUCAUUGGUGGUGGAACCAGCGGUCUUACUGUUGCGAAUCGUCUCUCAGAAGACUCGAGCGUUUCUGUCCUCGUCAUCGAGGCUGGCGGUUCAGUCUUGGACAACAAGAAUGUUACUGAUGUGGACGGAUACGGCCUGGCUUUUGGUACUGACAUUGACUGGGCAUACGAAUCCGUCAAUCAAACCUACGGCGGAAACACUCGCAAGGUUCUCCGCGCUGGCAAGGCGUUGGCCGGAACUAGUGCAAUCAACGGCAUGGCGUACACCCGCGCCGAAGACAUCCAGAUCGACGCAUGGGAAACUAUCGGCAAUGAGGGUUGGACUUGGGAAAGCCUCUUACCAUAUUAUCUGAAGAGCGAGAACUUGACACGCCCGACUCAGGACCAGACAUCGAAGGGCGCAUCCUACAACACUGACCUCCACGGAACGGAUGGCGACCUCAAGGUUGGAUUCACUGACAUUCCGGCGAACAAUCUCACCGCAACCUUGAACCAAACUAUGAUGGGUCUGGGUGUUCCCUGGACCGAAGAUGUUAACGGUGGAAAGAUGCGUGGAUUCAAUGUGUACCCCUCGACCAUUGAUUAUGAGAACUAUGUCCGGGAGGACGCUGCCCGAGCUUACUAUUGGCCGUUUGCGACGCGUGAAAAUCUCCAAGUCCUGAAUAACACUUUUGUCAACCGCCUCGUUUGGGCCAACGGAUGCGGCGAUGCCAAAGCUACCGGAGUCGAAGUUACCCUAAGCAACGGAACGAUUAUCACCAUCAACACUCGUCGGGAAGUCAUCAUAUCUGCAGGCGCCCUCAAAUCCUCCGGCAUCCUUGAACUGUCAGGAGUUGGCAACCCCUCUAUUCUUCAGCAGAAUAACAUCUCUGUUCGAGUAAAUUUGCCGGCCGUUGGCGAGAACUUGCAGGACCAAGCAAAUACCGACUUAUCUGCCACCUCGUUGGCCAAUGUCACUGGAACCAAGACAGUGGUGUAUCCAAACAUUUAUGACAUAUUUGGGAACGAUACCGAAUCAUUGCGUCAACGUUUGAGUGACCAGUUGCAACAGUACGCCGCAGAUACAGCCAGUGCAAACAACGGCGUCAUGUCGGCGACAGAUCUGGAAAGCCUGUACCAAGUCCAACUUGAUCUGAUAUUCACUGGGAAAGCACCAGUCGCCGAGAUCUUGUUUUAUCCCGGUGGUGGAGCGACAUUGGCGUCUGAAUAUUGGAGUCUGCUUCCCUUCUCCCGGGGAAGUGUCCACAUUGGCGCCUCAGAGCCUACGGCCAUGCCCGUCAUUAACCCGAACUAUUUCAUGCUUGAGUUUGACAUGGAGGUCCACGCGGCCAUUGCACAGUACGUCAGGGAGAUAUUCCAAGCGUCACCUUUGAAGGACAUCAUCCAGGAAGAGACUUUGCCGGGCCAGUCAGUACCCCAAGCCGCCACGAACGAGGACUGGAAGCAGUGGAUCCUAAAUGGCAACUAUCGAUCCAACUUCCAUCCGGUGGGUACCGCCGCGAUGAUGCCCCGGUCCAUAGGAGGCGUCGUCAAUGAACAGUUCCAGGUCUAUGGGACGAAGAAUGUCCGUGUCGUCGAUGCUUCGGUAUUACCAUACCAAGUCUGCGGACAUCUCACAAGUACCCUAUACGCCAUCUCAGAGAGGGCCGCAGAUUUCAUCAAGGCUACUUCAUCGUAG
Molecule: messenger RNA, 1767 nt
Organism: Truncatella angustata
Lineage: Eukaryota; Fungi; Ascomycota; Sordariomycetes; Amphisphaeriales; Sporocadaceae
Exons: 3
Coding region: 1-1767 (588 amino acids)
Molecular function (GO): oxidoreductase activity, acting on CH-OH group of donors; flavin adenine dinucleotide binding
Source: RefSeq, a predicted model, not a curated record